This is a messenger RNA of Paramuricea clavata, 163 nucleotides long. The record is from the annotation of a GenBank genome assembly. NCBI's taxonomy places the organism in Eukaryota, Metazoa, Cnidaria, Anthozoa, Malacalcyonacea, Plexauridae.
GUUCACUGGGAUAAAUAUAAAUCGGAGAGAAAUAAAGUUAACUCGGAAAUGAAAAGGGCCAAAACUGUCUAUUAUCAAACAAGAAUUAAGGAAUUUUCCCUAGCUAAAGGUCCUAAAGACAUGAAAAAAACAUGGUCACUGAUAAACACCCUAUUGGACAAAG